AUGGCAUGGGCGAGAGUUUCAGUGUCUCCGAGGGUGGAUGUUGCGAUUGACAUGGGAAAUCCAUUUCUCAAUCUCACUGUGGAUGCUUUCGUCAAGAUCGGAACUAUCGCAGCCACGCGCGCAGUUGCCGAAGAUACCUAUCAUAUUAUCCAGAAGGGGAAUAUCUCAAGUCAUGAUUUUGAUAAAACGUUGAAGAAGAUGUGUAAAGAAGGUGUAUAUUGGGGAACUAUAGCUGGCGUUUAUGUUGGAACAGAAUAUGGGGUAGAGAGAAUCCGUGGCACUAGAGACUGGAAGAAUGCCAUGAUUGGGGGUGCAAUAACUGGGGCCCUGGUAUCUGCAGUCAGCAACAACAAGAAAGACAAGAUUGCGAUAGAUGCCAUUACGGGGGCAGCAAUUGCUACUGCUGCAGAGUUUAUAAAUUACCUAACCUGA
This is a messenger RNA of Sphenostylis stenocarpa, 432 nucleotides long. Lineage: Eukaryota; Viridiplantae; Streptophyta; Magnoliopsida; Fabales; Fabaceae. The record is from the annotation of a GenBank genome assembly.